This is a messenger RNA of Bipolaris sorokiniana ND90Pr, 871 nucleotides long. RefSeq lists its product as uncharacterized. NCBI's taxonomy places the organism in Eukaryota, Fungi, Ascomycota, Dothideomycetes, Pleosporales, Pleosporaceae. The transcript has a single exon. The record is from RefSeq and is a predicted model, not a curated record. Bases 42 to 722 code for a protein of 226 amino acids.
CCCAAUUCAUUUCACCCGCCUAUUAUUUUACCUUACCCACCAUGUCAAACAGGAAAGAGAGACGCGCCAAGGGUACCGCAUUCAAUGCAAAAGCCACUGGAGGCGGACUGCAGCCUUCGACCGAGAUUGACCAAGAUGGAGUCGAGAUGAUUCUUCGGCAUCCGGACUUCUCCAAACCCAAGGGCAAGACUCUUUUCGACCUGGCCGAAGAGAGACAGCGCGAGCUAGAUGAAUUAAAUCCUGCCAGGAAGGCCGCUAGGGCAGCCGCUAUGGCAUCAAGACCCGUCGGCGACGAUCAAGGGCCCCCCAUCGGACCCUUCGGCGACUCGGUUCUCUACUCCGUCUCCAUGGCAGCACUGCACCUCACCCUCGACGUCCUCGUAUACAACCAGUACAGGGAGGACAUCAUAUGGACUGAGAUUGUCUCGAGAGCGGCUACGGCCUGGCCAAUAUUCGCCGUCCUGGUCUACCUUACCCAUGUCGACAUUUCCUACCGCUUUCCCAAGGUUCGAGAUGUGGUCUUCUUCGCUGGCUCCAUUGCUGCAGGCUGCUACUUGGUGUACUCAGGGAACCAACACGGAUACUUUUACGUCAUGAAGUCGGCUCCUCCAGUGGGCACUCUCUGGAUUUGGAGCGUGGUGGAGAUGAGCUUGCCUUUUGCGGCUACGAGUGCGCUCGCUGUCUUCGGAUACAUUUAUUGGAACGGGUUUCAAUUGUUCUGAGUGGUGGUUGAGAUGAACACGAGAUGGCACAAUAGAAGCAGGGGCAAGAUUUGGUACAACGUGCUCUGGAUAAUGAACAGGAGACGGGCGUCCUGCUCUUAAGCAGUAAGGUUCCCUCACGUAAGGGCCUACGCGCGUCCCAGUUGAGC